Pelmatolapia mariae (spotted tilapia) is the source of this 7346-nucleotide messenger RNA. RefSeq names its product sorting nexin-19-like. Bases 243 to 3188 code for a protein of 981 amino acids. Gene Ontology annotation, cellular component: intracellular membrane-bounded organelle. Gene Ontology annotation, molecular function: phosphatidylinositol binding. NCBI's taxonomy places the organism in Eukaryota, Metazoa, Chordata, Actinopteri, Cichliformes, Cichlidae. The transcript has 14 exons. The record is from RefSeq and is a predicted model, not a curated record.
CCAGACCGAGGAGUUGACGCCGAGAAGCUCACGAGACCUCUCACUGAGUGCUGGACGGCUCGUGCAGGGUGCAUGUCUGUCUGAGCUCGCGCUGUAGUUUGUUGUAUGCGUUUAUGAGCAGGCGUCGCGCGCUCCUGGAGUAACGUGUCUUUGGUUCAGCACUGUAAGGAGUGAUGGUACCGGACACGCCUGAUCUUCACUUCUCCAGCUGAGGCCAUUGAGAAAGCAAACCCUGCAGCAUCAUGGCUGAGGUGUGGGGACAGAGGAGCUUGCUGGGCGUCGGUGUGGUGUUGGCCUGGCUGGCGCUGUUCCACCUGCUGGUCAACAUCUGGCUGCUGUGUGUCUUCACCAGCCUGCUCUUGGUGCUCUGGGGCUGGCUUGGUUCGCAGACUGUUAUUGAGUCCAACAGUGUGAUUCACCUGGAGAGGUUUAUCACCUGGGAGCAAAUUCCAAAGUCUGAGAAGGAUGAAAAUGAUCUGGACCAGGAGAUCCACAACACAGUGAAGAAAAUCAUCAGAGACUUUGUCACCUCCUGGUACUCCACUGUGUCCUCCGAGAGUGCUUUUGAAACAGAGAUUGAAGAAGCCAUGAUCUCCAUGGCCAUGAGGCUGAAACUGCGAGCAAGAACAGCUGACAGGAAGGAACUGACCCAGAGGGUCCUCGAUCUGUUCGGCUGCCAUCUGCAGGACUACAUGAAAGCCAAGGAGCUGGUGACCGAGCAGCAGGUGUCUCUGAGAGCUAAUGGGAGCAGCGAGAACGAGCAGCUGUGGAAGGCUUAUUCCAGCAUCAGCACCCCUCACCUCGCCGUGACCAGCGCAACAGUGGAAGUCAACUAUGUGAGAGCAGUCGCAGACUUGCUGCUGCACGUUUUAGUGCCUUCACCUCACUUGGAAACGCGCACUGGACGGUUUGUGGUUGGAGAGCUGAUAACCUGUAAUGUCCUGCUGCCUCUCGUUGCCAAACUGUCGGACCCUGACUGGUUAAACCUCCUCAUACUUAAAAUAUUUGUCAGCCAACCGCCAGAAACAACAGAAUCACCAAAUUCAUCCCCGCUCCUACCCUCUCCACCUAAUGACCCAGAGGUCGCUCCAGCAUCGCAGGCAGCACAUGUUCCUCAAAAGAACAGCGACGUUCCUCCGCAGAGAGCGGAAAAGAUUAAUCACACAGAGACUGCCACGCCCACGCCCGCUGCCUAUGAUGUGCCCGACUCCGCGGAGGCGGAUUUUCCACAACACAGCGCAGAAGAAGAUGAAACUGUUCGACCCUUUUUAAGGCGCUACACAAGAGGAAGCAAGUCAAACCCAUUUUACCAGGAAAAUGACUCUGACCCGGAUUCUCCUUUGGCUGAUUUUAAACGCAGUUCCAGCGAUUCUUUGGUCAUGAUCGGACAAGAUGAGGGUCUGGAUGACAGUAGGAAAGAUUGCGCCACAUCUGUUGAGACCAACUACGGGUUGGAUUUGGAGGAUGUUUGCCACAGUCCAGUGGAUGGCCAAACCAAAUUCCUGCUGAGUUCAGAAUCGGAGGAGCAGACUAAUGGCUGUGUCCUGCCAUCGCUCAGCACAGCAGAGGGGGACUCCAGUAUCAGCAGGAUUCAUUCCUUGGAGAGAGAAGGCAGUUCCCCUUCUAUAAUCGCCAACAGAGGCCUUCUUAUAGGCGCAGAGCAGACUGGGGUAAUGAAUCCUAAUGAGCUGAGUGUUGUCAGUACAUUGCAGUGCUGUUCCUCUGUCCCCACGUUCAGUUUUGAGCCCCUCAGCAGCCCCGAGGGACCCGUCAUCAUCCAGAACCUCCGCAUCACUGGAACCAUCACGGCUAAGGAGCACCGAGGCACCGGCUCGCACCCCUACACACUUUACACCAUCAAAUAUGAGACAGCAAUGGCUUGUGAGAACCUGGGAAGCAUCCAGGCAGGCUUUGAGGAUGCAGAAACCGUACAGACGGGCUGUGAGAAUCCAACUUCUGCUCAGUCUGUAGCCUAUCACACAGUCAACAGACGCUACAGCGAGUUCCUCAAUCUGCAGACACGACUGGAAGAAAAAACAGAACUGAGGAAACUCAUCAAAGGCGUGAAAGGUCCAAAGAAAAUAUUUCCAGACAUGCCGUUUGGAAACAUGGACAGUGAUAAGAUAGAAGCCAGGAAGGGCCUCCUGGAGACCUUUCUAAAACAACUGUGCGACAUCCCUGAAAUAGCCAACAGUGAGGAGAUGCAGGAAUUUCUCGCUCUCAAUACAGAUGCCAGGAUCGCCUUUGUCAAGAAACCUUUCAUUGUGUCACGCAUAGACAAGAUUGUGGUGAAUGCCAUCGUCGACACCCUGAAGACGGCGUUUCCUCGCUCAGAGCCUCAGAGCCCCACAGAGGAUAAUGAGACUGAGGUGGAUGGAGGCAAAAUAGGUGCCGAUAAGAAGACCAGAUCUCGUCUGAAGUUCUCCAGUAAAAACGUUCCCUGUAUGAAUGGCUCAGACAUGAGACCUCCAGUUCUGUUCAGUAUGGAGGAGACCAGCACAAUGUUUAAUGGGAUGUCUCUGGGAUAUUUGCAAGCCUUUAUCAAUGAACAGGAGAAACAGACCAUGAAGGAUGAGACAGAGAGAGGGACCUGUGCAGGAUUAAGAGAAUUCGGAGGCCAUCUGGAUCACAGGAAGAGUCGGGAACACGGUAUCGGCUUUGGAUCUGAGAUGGCGCUGGCUGAGGUAGCUCUGAACAUCCUGUGUUUACUGAUGAAGGAGCAGUGGAGCUGGCUGUGCAUGGAAAACAUUCAGAAGACCAUCAGACUUGUGUUUGGGACCCUUAUUAACAGAUGGCUUGAUGUGAGUGUGUCCAACCUCACAUGUACCAGGUACUGGGUGGUGUACCUGCAGGUCAUCCAGGAGGCUGUGUGGCCCGGUGGAGUUUUGCCAACUGCCCUGGUGUUUGAACGCAGCCAGCAGCAAAAGGAUGACACCAAACAACAAGCUUUACGCUGUCUGAUGAGACUCUUACCAGAUCUGGUGUCAGAUGUGUUGGGCUCAGAGAAGUACAGACUCAGCUGGCAGACUGUUCUGGACUCUUUUCAGGACCCCCACAUCAACAGACACCUGGUGUACUGCAUAUUUGAUCUGCUGCUGGAGUUCUUGGUUCCUGAAAUACCUGAAGAAAACUUCCAAAGAAGCCUGCUGCAAACGCUCUGCAAGAACCCAGAGAAGCUACUGGCAUGAGGAGACGCAUGUAAACCCACCUUCUAUCAUCUUAGCUCGUCUCAUCUACAACUCCCAGCAGUGUGACAGCAAGGCUGAUAUCAUGUUCUGCACUGAGAGUGUGAGUGGGUGAUUUUGGUCAAGCUGCGUCUCUGUCACCCCGACUCAGGUCGACUAAGAUCUGUGUCUGAUUAUGUGUUGAUGUAGCGACAUAUGAUACGAUGUUCUUGAACAUGGUGUCCUGGACACACGCGCGCACACACACACACACACACACACACACACACACUACAUUUGAAACAGAUGUGAUUACAUGAGAGCACCUGGUGUGUGUUUGAUCUCACAGUGCACUGUUCAGAUCUAAACAUGUGGUAAAGCCUCCUGUGAUAUCCACUUCCAGCCUCUUCCUGUCUGCUAAAUACCCCAGAUUUCAUUAAACUCCCUUCAGAUGGUCUUCACACCCUGCCCUUAUUCCCCUCCACGGUCUUUUGGUAGAAAAGCUUAAGAAGCAGGAUUGCUUCGUCCUUUUCCACUUAAGCCUCACAACACUCUCUCAGAGUCGCUGUAUCAGCUCGUUUCUGACUCAUCCUUCAGUAUCGCUCCGGAUCUGUACAGAGCCACACAUGUGAUUGUUACGUUAUACAUCUGGAUACAGUCUAACCUCUAAGUGAGGUGAAGGGUUGGACAGAUGAUGUUUUACGUCACAGUCCUUUAACAGUUGAUGCCUACAUAACAUAAGAAGAGUCGGCACAAAGACGGAAGGAUGGAAGGAAGAAAUGAAGGAUGUAGGAAGUGUCUUGGCCUAGAUCCAUUUUAAUGUCUUGCUUUAGUCUUUGCUUAAAUUGCAGAGCUUGAAUUACUAAUUAACCAGUUUUCCUAAAGAGUUGAUACAAUAUUUCAUUACUCAACUUUUCCUUUGAUCUAUGUACGCUGAUGACUGAUGAGUUACCGCUGCAUUGAGGCAACAGUUCUGCACUUGUUCCCAGCCUGUCAGCAUAAAUAGAACAAGCUGUUUGCUGGGGUCCAUCGUACGUUCUGACAGUUGAUUUUCCAAAACAGCAGAACGUCAGUAAAUACUGACCACUGUGUAUUUAAGGGUCAUUCAUUCUCUGGAUAAGAAUGUGCCGGCUUGUAGUCUUUAUGUGUAGGGUGUCCAACGUUGCUUUGUGGAGUACAAGGUUGAGAUCUGUCCAAAGUUUAAUAUCACCUCGGUGUCUGAUGAGCAUCCUCGCUGUGAGUGACUUCUUUAUGUACUGUCACACUGAGCUAUUUCAGGAAACCUUUCACAAACUGUGCACGUAGGUUUCUUUCUUUGUAACGACAAACUUUUCAGCUGUGAUCAGUCCGUCCCUCGCACACACUGAGUUGAUUCUUUUUAGGGAUUAUCAGUUUAGGUUGUCAACCACAGACUAUAUGUGGAAGAUGGUCUUGAUUAAAGUGAACCUUGAAAAAGAAAGCAGCACCUUAAACCUAAGCACAUUAAUAGCCAGCAGGUGUACGCUCCUCAGGUUGGCUUUAAAGACGUUUGUGAGAAAAUGGUGUUUUGCUUUGUUCAUCCUGAUCACAACUUAAUACUUAAUAAGUGUGCAGUGUCCCCUGUUUUUGUAGUAAGUUGUGUCUGGUUUCAAAACGUGAAGUCUACAUCCACCAAAACUACAGUCUGAGCAUAUUUAAAGUGUAGAUACAGUUCAUUAUACUUCCUGGAGGUGUAACCAUGUUUAGGAAUGUUCAUCAAAUAACCUGCAGCAGCUCAUCGUGCCUCUCACAUCAGCUGGUUUCCAUCCAUAGCGACACAAGUUCUUUGAGAAGAUCAGUGAAUAAAUGCUCUUUACUGUCAUCAUCUGUCACACAGAUAAUGGACCUGUGGAGGUUUCCUGUGCUGUCUGACUGCAGGUCCUAGUUGAUGACACAGCUGAUAGCACCUCUCACCUCUGUCAUCUUCCACACAGAUGCAGCUAGUUUUGUCUGUCGUGGAACAAAAAUGACCCAUCUUUGCACUUUGCCGUGUUUUACUUAGUGUCCCUAGUUUUUUGUGGAAUGGGGCUGAAUCAGUUACAGCGACUAAAAACCCAAACUGAUCAACGGCAACAUGAAACCCAACUAAUGUUGUGCAGCUCCCCUCCCCACCACCGGAACAGCUGUGACUCAUCAGGGAUGUGGGAACUGGACCUGUGGAGGUUUCCUGUGGUGCCUGUGUGCAGGUAUUUGGUCCUGUGGGUGUACUGCAGAUAUUCAGUCAGAUCUGUGAAAGGUUGGAAGCUUGGCUCCGUGUUUAGUGUUGUCCUGCUGACAGAGUGCUUUAGCUGCUCUACAUGAUACCCAUAUGGAUGCUGGGACCCACGGUUUCCCUACAGAACAGUGUACUGUACAAACCUCAUCAGCUUAUAGACUUCAGCAAGUUUCACAUUUUUAAUUUUCAGGGAUUUUCUAUUGUGCACUCUGCAAAUGUUCAUAAAGACGCGUCUUGAGCUAGUAUAUAUGACCUUGUUGCAGACCUGCCUGAUGACCAUGAAGUGAUGCUGGUAACCCUCCCAUGAGAGCUGUAGCACAUGGUCUGCAGUCACUUUGAACAUGUUGUUGAAAGUUCUGGCACCUUUAACGGGCAGCCUUAGCGUCUCACGAUCACAUAGAAAUAUUACAGUUUCUCGAAGCGUCCUUAUGAACAAUGUUACAGCACUUCAUUUGUUGUUACCCUCCCGUCUUAUGUUGAGCACAUCAAAUGUGACUGAAUCUGCACAUUCGCCUUGUUACAAACUGAGAUGUUGUUGUGUUUUGCACUCAUGUCCUUGUGAAGUUGUAUCAGUCUUGUCUUAACGUCCUGUCUUUCCUUUCUAUGAUAUUAAUGUGUCACUAGGUGUAUUUAUGAAAUUAUUUAUCUGUGCCCAUAAAAUCGAGACAGAUGUGCCAGUGACAGAGACGACAGGCCUGUGCUCUCAAGUGCUUUUAUGUCUCUGUCCUGCCUUACAGUGUGAAUCUGCAGUGGAGCCAUGCCUCAGCACAGCUCUCUGUACUGAAACACUUUACAAGCUUUGUGUUUUUUAACUGUGUCAGACUCUGCUGAGUGCUGUGAAGGAUGGAACAGCAUAUUAUCUUCCUGCUGUUGCUGCAACCGUGACAAAACUGAUCAGCGUAAUUACAGAUGCUCUUCUUUCUCAUUGUAUAUGCUUUAUCAUAAUGUUUUAUUAUGAUUUUACUAAAUCAAUAUGUCUCAUCAAAACAAGCUCAAAUAACAUUUGAUGUUAGCAUGUUAGCCAUUUUUAGGUAGUUAGCAGCUAUUAGCGGUGUAACGUUUACAGCAGCUGGUCCAGCAAAAGAAAAGUGUGUUUCUCUAAGAAUGAAGACGUGCUGUUCUACGUGGGAGUGAUAGUAGAAUAUCUCACACAUUAAACUGAGUAGAUGUGCAGAGAAGUCCUGAUGUCGGCCAGGCUACAGUGUUCCUCUAACCCCUGUAAGCUCUCAGCCUUUCACAGAAAGCAUUUUCUCAAAGCUUACUGCCAGUUUUCUAAAAUAAAUAACUACACGCUGUGGGCUUUACAUACAUGAUGGUAAAUGAGACAUGUUUCCCAAUAAUAAAAAGGUUUUAAUAUAAGAAGAUAUGGAGCCAUGAGUGUCAUGUGAAAAAAUGAAUUACCAGUCAGAGUCAAUGCUGUAAAUACUUUCACGACAAAUCAGUGAUGCUGAGUGACGCUAGGGAAACAGGAAGGUCCUAAUAUGGUCAUCUGUGAGCACAGCAGCCAAAUUCACUGCUGUUCAGAGCUUCAGUUCCUGAGGGAAGAAGAUGGUUGGUUUGAAAGGUUUGUUUCAUGCAGAUGAUCUGUGCUGUACCAAGGCCCAGUAUGAGCUAAAUAUGGCUUAUUUUAAACUGUGAAUCAUGCAAAGCUACUCUAAUGGAGUCUGAGAAAUACAACAUGAAGCUGGAAACAAAUAGGCCUGCUUUACUCAGUAGUAGAUGUGAGACAUUAUCUUUGUAUUGUGUUAAUGCCAAAAUAUACAGCAAAGAGCCACAUUUUUGUAAACCGCAGACACUAAUGCAUUAUGUUAACCUGUCUGACUGCUCGGUUCCCCUCCUCGGUGUUUGUUGCCCAUCUGCACCAUGACUUGUGACCGUGUGCUUGUGCUGUCUUUGUAAACCUUCACAUUUAAAAAACAAAAACAAUAAAACCUGAGCUGUUAAAUCUG